AUGUCGACUCGCUGGUAUACCUUGUAUCAGAAAGGUAAUCCACAACGUAGAGUGUUUCUCCCAAACUUCUGGAUGAAACUCGUGAAACCAGAAAACAAUCAACCAAAGAAUAUAGUACAAUUCCAGUGCUCAAUGGAAAUGACGAAAUACGAUAUAAAAAAUUAUUUAGAAAAGAUCUACGAUGUGCAUCCUGUUGUUGUUAAAACAAGAAUUGUUCUGGGGAGAACGUAUAUGCCUGAGAAAUUUGUUGUCAAGGACGAUGAUGUGAAAAUGGCUUAUGUCACUCUGCCGAAAACAGAAGAAUUCACUUUCCCUGAUGUGGUCCCUGGAGAAGACCAGACAAGCACUAAAUUAAGCGAGGUAAAAGAGAAUUUCAAGAAGUUCGUCGGUAACAAUAAGAUGCCUGGUUUUCCCAGCUGGUUCAGGGUGUAAAUUUGUAAUUAGCUAGACGUAAAUAAAUGAAAUUGAUCUAA
Messenger RNA from Ceratina calcarata, 473 nucleotides. It is a transcript of the gene mRpL23, whose product is annotated as mitochondrial ribosomal protein L23. Gene Ontology annotation, biological process: mitochondrial translation. The record is from RefSeq and is a predicted model, not a curated record. The coding region runs from base 1 to 432 and encodes 143 amino acids. Gene Ontology annotation, molecular function: structural constituent of ribosome. Gene Ontology annotation, cellular component: mitochondrial large ribosomal subunit; ribosome. NCBI's taxonomy places the organism in Eukaryota, Metazoa, Arthropoda, Insecta, Hymenoptera, Apidae. The transcript has 3 exons.